GCCUGUGGAAGGGGAAAGGGUACCUUCCUGCAUCAGAACAAAAUAGAUCAACUUAUAGCUCGUUUCAUUCCUUCUCUGAAGUCUAUUUUGUUAACUCUAGCAGUGUUUUGUUAACCUGUUUAAUUAGGUCAAAUAGAUUAUUUUUAAGUAUACUGUUUCUUCAGCAGUCAAGGUUAAAAUCUUCGUUAGUGUGAUGGCUGAAUAAUCUACUAGUUUCGUAAUGGCUGAAUAGUCUUAAUAUCAUGUGAUGAUGAAAAUAAGUGCCACAAAGCUAAUUAGGGUGAACUAAUGUGUGCCCUACAGCUGUUUGGCUUUGUAAGUCUGUUUUUUUGUAUUAUGAAACUUCUUAGAAAGGGCCUGGCUUGAUAUUUAACUGGCAGUGUGUGUGAGCCAUGUUUAUGCUCAGGGGGCCUAUGUUUAUAUGCUCUUGGCAGUAUUUCAGUGAGUUGAUGGGAAACGAAACUGAUAGUCAUGAAUAAAGCUGGGACUGUUUUUCUGAUAAAAAGCAGAAGCUCUGUAGUUAACUGAAUUAAGAUCUCUAAAUCAGUUUUAGUGCAUCUACUGACGUCAGGGUAAGGGACAUCUAGCUAUGUAAUGUAGAUCUUAAAAUGGGAAAGUGACUGCAAAGAAACGUGGACAUUCCUUACAAAGGAACAAUCUAGAGAUGUUAUUUUCUUAGUGUUUCUGAACUAGUGUAGGUGCACUGGGGGGACCUCAGACAAUCCAGAGCCUGUAUUUCAUAAGGAUGGUUUGUUAUCGGGCAGCUGCUUUGCAUGAGGCAUUCGCAGCUCCCACAGGGCUUCAUUCCUGCCAGCAAAAUUGCUUCUGCUUUCCCUUGUGUGAAGCAGAAGCCAGGUAUGUCACCUCCUUCAGAGAAGCAAGGAUAUUUAUACCUCACCUGCCCUCCCUCUGGGAGCAUGGACCCAGAGCUACGGAAACCAUAGUAUAGUUAGGAAAAGGCAAAACUUAGCGACUUUUCCUGGCACAGGCUCCCUCGCAUAGCCCUACCCCAAAGUAGCCCCACUGAGGGGUCAGAUGCUGCAGCCAGAGUCUGGUCCCAACCCUUCUCUCACCCUUCAGAUCUCCAGCUGGGGAAUUUUGGGGUAUGUUUAAUCUGCAAACACCUCUGAUAAUGCAAUAAAAUGUUGAAGGAUCCUUAUAAUCCUAGCAUAAUUUACGUUGGAAAGGAUGACCUUUAGAGGUCAUUUGGUCCAUUCUUCAUCUAAAAGCCAGACUAACUUCAAAUUCAGAUCAGAUUGCUCGUGGCCUUGUAAAGCUUUUUAUUAGAUAUUCCCAAUGAUACGUAAUUGCUCUUCUGGAACACCUUGGCCAGCAUAUUCACUCCAAUACAACUUACUCCGUAUUUAUGUUGUAAGUCAGGUUGCAGCACGUGGCUAACAUAGCACAAGAGAUUCAUGCAGCUACUGUUUCAUUGAACUAAAAUUAAUUCAACAAUGAACUUCUGCCGGCUGAAGCUCUGUCCGUCCAUCUCUCUCUUUGGAAUUCUAACUCCCUUUCAAAGAAAUAGCAUUCUGCCUCUUUUGUAUUAGUGGGAGCUGAAUGCAAAUACUGUUCUCUGCUAAAACAAUUAUAAGCAGAUCUGCGGCAAUGCAAGAAUAUACACCUGCACCAGCACCUGGAUUUUCACACCCUAACUAUGGACCAGGAAAUCAGGUCCCCUACGGAAAUCAGGUCCCCUAUGGCUAUCCUCAGCAUGCACCUGGGGCUUACCAGGGUCCUACAGGUGCAGGAAGCUAUAACUUCCAGGGACAGGCUAUGGCAGGCCCGGCUGUCCCACCCAUCCAAGGCCAGCCCAUUCUGAACAAGGAGGCAAUGUGGAUGCCUGUCCCUCCUGCUCUUCCUAAUUGCCCUCCUGGACUGGAAUACCUCACACAGAUUGACCAGAUAUUAAUUCAUCAGCAAAUUGAACUUCUUGAGAUUUUGACUGGCUUUGAAACCAACAAUAAAUAUGAAAUCAAGAAUGCACUGGGGCAAAGAGUGUACUUUGCAGCAGAAGACACUGACUGUUGCACCAGGAAUUGCUGUGGGCCGUCACGACCCUUCACUCUGCGGAUUGUGGACAACAUGGGCCAUGAGGUGAUAACUCUGCAAAGACCUCUCAGGUGUUCUUCAUGCUGCUUUCCUUGCUGCUUACAGGAGCUGGAAGUUCAGGCACCUCCAGGAACACCAGUUGGUUAUGUUGUACAGAACUGGCAUCCUUGCCUGCCAAAGUUUACCAUUCAAGAUGAGAAAAGAAUGGAUAUACUGAGAAUUGGUGGGCCAUGUGUUGUCUGCAGCUGUUGUGAGGACGUUAAUUUUGAGGUGAAGUCUGUGGAUGAGACUGCUACUGUUGGUAGGAUUUCAAAGCAGUGGACUGGGUUUGUGAAAGAAGCCUUUACAGAUGCAGAUAACUUUGGAAUCACAUUUCCAAUGGACCUUGAUGUAAAAAUGAAAGCUGUCAUGAUUGGUGCUUGCUUCCUUAUCGACUUCAUGUUUUUUGAGCAUGCUGCUGAUAACAAACAGCGAGCAGGAGUUUGGCAAUGAAAUCUGUAACUUUUUAUAUAGAAUGAAGAAGAAUAUAAAUCUCCCAAAUUUCCAGUGAUUUGCAGAGCUCCAGUAAGAAUGUGAGAAAUGUACAUCUUGUGUUUGAAGUUAUAUAUCUAUAAACUCUGGUAACCAUUUUUUUCUUUUGUAAUCUGAUGAAAUGACUUGUGGUAUUCUAAGAAGAAUCUUGUAUCUGUACAGCUCAAUAUUGUAAUGUAUAGAAAUAGAUAGCAACUUUUUUUUCUCAAGAAAUUUGAAAAUGUAAAAUAACUACUCAAAGUUAAAAAAGAAGUUACUAUAUUCAAUAGUUAAAAAGAAGUUACUAUAUUCAAUGUUAAUGCAAGCAGUGAGUGUAAUAAAGAGGUCCUGAUUUUUUCCUG
Molecule: messenger RNA, 2924 nt
Organism: Cuculus canorus (common cuckoo)
Lineage: Eukaryota; Metazoa; Chordata; Aves; Cuculiformes; Cuculidae
Gene: PLSCR1
Product: phospholipid scramblase 1
Exons: 9
Coding region: 1561-2544 (327 amino acids)
Biological process (GO): plasma membrane phospholipid scrambling
Cellular component (GO): plasma membrane
Molecular function (GO): phospholipid scramblase activity
Source: RefSeq, a predicted model, not a curated record